AUGAACUGUGUGCCAGACGAGCUCCUUGGGGACUUUCUCAGAGACUUUACAAAGCACGAGAAUAUUCCAACAACUCUGUCCAUAUUGAAUUGCAAACCACAGAGUUAUACUGUUAAAAUUGCCAAAGGUACGGGUUUGCAAAUUGUGGGUGAUCCAGAGAAGCUCUUGGAAGUCCUCGUAGACCGCAGAGUUAAGAGGAAUGAUGUACUCAACAUUGUUGAUCUUGAUUGUCCUUCUGCAAGAAAUUAUCUCUCAGCAAUUCAUCCUUCUUUGCUUGAGCACCCCAUGCGAUGGAUUUUCCAUCAUGAAGUCUUUAAUCUCGAUGAAGAACAAUUCCUGGAAAAUCUCCCACUUCGAAUUGAUAGCAAUGUAAUUUUGGCAAAAUUCACCAACUCAUCGACUUUCACCAUGGCGCAUGUUUACAGAAUCAACCGAGACUUCCCUAUAAAUCACGAGGAUUAUGGUGGAUGGGAGCCAAGGGUGGGGAUCACCGACAUUCGCCCCACAAGAAUUUUAUCACGAAGGCGAUCAAACUUGCAACGUACCCUCCUAACAGCGUCCAUCGUGAUAACAAAUCCCGACACUGAGAAUCACCUUGACGACUACAAGGAUAAGCAUGUCGAUCCCACGACAAAAGUUAACUACAAGACAACCAACAUACUGAUUGACAUGCUCAACGCCACUGUAAAGUACAUCCGGAGAAGAAGUUGGGGUGCCCAGAAUAAGACUACGGGGAAAUGGACCGGGAUGAUGGGUGACAUGACAGAGGGAAGGGCAGAAAUAGGUGGAACAUCCCUCUUCAUACGACCCGAUAGGGUUGAAUACGUUGAAUUUCUCACACUAACCGUUUCAACGUACGGCGCCUUCGUUUUUCGCCCACCACCCUUGUCCUUUGUUGUCAACAUCUUCUACCUGCCCUUUCAAGGCUCUGUCUGGCUCGCAGCUCUCUUCAGCAUCAUCCUGUGCACGUUGACCUUCUUCUUCACAUGGAAGCAUGGAGAGAAAAUAAAAAAUGUUGGUAAAGCAAAGAAUCUGAGAGGCACCGAUGCAGUUAUGACUGCUGUUGCAGCUAUAACACAGCAAGGAACAGAGACAGAACCUCGAAUGCUAUCAGGACGAAUUGCAUCCUUCUUUAUGUACCUCUCAAUGUUUUUUCUCUUUAGCUCCUACGCGGCCAACAUUGUGGCCCUCUUGCAAUCCACCACAACGAGCAUUUCAACUGUUCAGGAUCUUUUGGAUUCCAACUUGGGAUUGGGGGUGGAAGACAUUGUCUAUAAUCACCACUUUUUCAAAUUAGUCACUGAUCCUGCAAAGAAAGCCCUCUAUGAAACUAAAAUUAAGGGGAAAAAGGAUAAAUUCAUAGACUCAGAAAAGGGCGUUGCAAGAGUUCGCCAAGGAUUCUAUGCAUUCUUCUGCGAAGUCCUCAAGGUGUACAAAUUAAUUGAGGAUACAUUUUAUGAGCAUGAAAAGUGUGGAAUAAUGGAAAUCAAAUUUCUACAACUAACAGACCCAUGGUAUGCCAUCCAAAAGUAUUCACCUUACAAGGAAAUCAUUAAGGAGAAUGUUGUGAGGAUGAAAGAGUUUGGCGUUGAACGUCGUGAAGCGUCGAAAUUUACCACAAAGAAGCCAAUUUGUGUGUCUGCAGGUAGUAAUUUUGGGAGUGUUCGUCUCAUUGAUUGCUACAUGACAGUUACGAUAAUCAUAUCGGGAUCCCUCAUUAAGAUUGCCAAGACGAUGGAUUUAUCAAUUAUACCCAGUUCAGUGAAGCUCUUGGAAGUCCUCAAGGAUCCCACAGUUAAAAGGAAUGAUGUCCUCAACAUUGUUGAUCUCAAUUGUCCUUCUGCAAGGAAUUAUCUCGCCCAAAUCCACCCAAAUCUUUUGAAACAUCCCAUGCGAUGGAUUUUACUAGCUGAGAACUUCAUUUACGACGAGCAACGCCUAUUCCUGGAAAAUCUCCCACUUCGUUUGGACAGCAAUGUUCUUCUUGCGAAAAUCGUCAAUUCCACCAUCCCGUCAAUUAAAUCAGGUAUGAACCAUUAA
Molecule: messenger RNA, 2040 nt
Organism: Lutzomyia longipalpis
Lineage: Eukaryota; Metazoa; Arthropoda; Insecta; Diptera; Psychodidae
Product: glutamate receptor 1-like
Exons: 6
Coding region: 1-2040 (679 amino acids)
Cellular component (GO): membrane
Molecular function (GO): ligand-gated monoatomic ion channel activity
Source: RefSeq, a predicted model, not a curated record